GGAGGCGGAGCUUCACACAUCAGGAUAAAGAGACUGAAAACACAGGAGGCUGAAAUUACACAUCUCCCUCUUCAAUACUUCUCCAAAUACCAAGCAAGAUGGAGAUGUUGGAUCACGUGCUCAGCGUUGCGGAAACCAUCUAUGAACUGGUCGAUCAAGCCAAGACCAAUGUAAAGAAAUGCCGCUUUCUGGAGAGGAAAAUCCGAGUCUUACUGCUGACCACUGAUACUCUUGGGACUCAAGAUGACAUGUCUGUUACCCUACAGAUCGUGGUGCAGGAACUCGAUAAGGCCCUCAAGAAUGCCAAGAGUUGGGUCUUUAAAUAUUCCAAAAUUUCCCGGAUGAAUCAAAUACUUAAAGCCAAGGGCAUCACGGAAAAAUUCGCCGAGAUCACCGACCAGCUGAAAGAUGCCGCCGAACACAUUUCUCUGUUACUGGCUAUCGAACAAAGAGACAAAUUCCAGAAAAUCUAUAACAAGAGUUCUUGGACGACGGAGAGUCAGAAGGACAUGGAGAAGGAUGGGAGGAAGCUCCUUCAGUUACUCUGCAAUCAAGAGAUCCAUAUGGUGAACAGAUUGGACAAGGUAUCAGCUGGGAUAAAAGAUAUUCAUCGUUUUAUGCACAAAAUGAGACAUCCGAAUCAGCAGCCAAGCAGGUUGAACAUCCGCAAAAUUCGGAUGACAGAGCUGAAAAGAGGAGACCUGAUGAUGGAAAGACCAACCCACCAUCUGUACCGGGGAGAGUUCUACCGCAGUCCUGUGGCCAUCAAACAAUUUAAAGGUCAAAGUGUACAAGAUGAAAAACUCACAUGGAAAAUGUUUUAUUCUGAAAGUAAAUAUUUGAAGAAAUUUCAGUAUUUGAAUGUUUUACGGCUCCACGGAGUCUGCAUCGAUAAAUCUGGCCCAGAAACCACCUACUCUCUGGUUAUGGAGUUAUGCGAGAAAGGGACACUACGAGAACUGCUACAGACAGAGCCAGACUUGCCUUGGGGACGGAGAGUUCUUAUGGCUCUAGACGUGGCCAAAGCGGUGUACAGGUUACAUCAGACUGAAGCCAAGCCCACAGUACAUGGAUGUUUGAGCAGCUCCAAGUUUUUGGUGGAUGGGACAUUCUGUGUGAAGCUCGCCAACUUUGAGCUCACCAAGAAAGAAUAUUCCAUGGGUAAACCCUCUAAUGUGGAGAGAAGAAGAAGGUUCAGAGAGCUGGAAUACGUAGCCCCCGAGACGUUGCAGGAUAUCAGCGUGUAUGACCGGUGCAGUGAAAUUUACAGCCUGGGAGUGGUGAUGUAUGAGAUCGCUACCAAAAGACAACCGUUCCAGGACAUGGAGGUGACAGAGGACAAUCUGAGGGAGAUGCAGGAGAAAUGGUGGGCCUCACUGGAUGAUGAAUUGCACUCGCUCUGCCCUCAGAAUUUCUGUGAUCUCGUUAAAUCGCUUCUUCAGAAGGAUCCUCUAGAUCGUCCAUCUGCCGGAGAAAUUGUGAGUUUGCUAAAGGGACGGAAGAGACGAGAAUCGGACACCAAGGACGGGUGGACUCGGUGGAAAACUUCUAGUACAAAUUUCACCAGUGUAGACUUCCCUGACUUUGAUCCAUCUGACUUGGGGUAUGCUAGUGGAAGCACCGACAUGGCAUAGCUGUGUAGCUGGUCACCUUGGACUUACAAAUGGAUGAUUGCUUAAUGCGAUGGAAAAUUUUCGGAGUUACAGACACAAGAAUCAGCAAAUGUCACCUCCGUACUUUCCUUGGGAUGUCAGGAAUUUGUAGAGGAACUACAAAUUUCUCUAUAAACUGAUUGAUCAUUGUGGAGAUUAAAUGUUUCCCCUCAGCACCAGAGCUAUGGAGAGUCAGUAAGCCGACCACCAUUUUGUCGCAUCAUUCUCAAGUA
Rana temporaria (common frog) is the source of this 1885-nucleotide messenger RNA. RefSeq names its product mixed lineage kinase domain-like protein. The transcript is spliced from 11 exons. Gene Ontology annotation, biological process: protein phosphorylation; cell surface receptor signaling pathway. Gene Ontology annotation, cellular component: plasma membrane. Gene Ontology annotation, molecular function: protein kinase activity; ATP binding. Bases 99 to 1634 code for a protein of 511 amino acids. NCBI's taxonomy places the organism in Eukaryota, Metazoa, Chordata, Amphibia, Anura, Ranidae. The record is from RefSeq and is a predicted model, not a curated record.